AUGUCUCGGAAUCACAUAAACUUAAACGUCAAUGAUUCCGUAUCUAAUUCACAUCAGAAUUCCAUUUCAACUUCACCACAAAAUAGUAAACUAAUAUCUAACGUGGCAAUAUCACCACAAACAAAAUAUGUUUUAACAUAUAGUCAAGAAGAUAAAUCCUUUGUCGGAUGGCAUGCUAAUACAAUUUCAGAACAAUACGAUCUUCGUAUAGAUACCGAGUCAUCUAAAUGGGGCGGUAUUAGUGAUUUCAAGGUUUCCGAUAACAAGAUCAUUUUGUAUAAUUAUAAUGGUUUAGCAAAAUUUCACGAUUUGAGGAAUAAUAAAGAUUUUGAAAUUCAAGAUGAAUAUUGUGAAUACAGUCAUACACAUUUUAUUAAAAACGGGAAUAUCGUUACAUUUAAGUGCAAUAGUAGCACUUCAAUAAAUCCUUCAAUUUUAGUUUAUGAACUUACAAAUAAGAAUGAAUUUGCUCAAAAGGCUUUUUAUAUUUUCAAUGAAAAGGAUAUAAAAUUUGGCGGUUUUAUAAGCGAUAGGAUGUGGAUGAUUACAUAUGGUUUAAUUUUUCUAUUGGAUUUAACUACUUUCCAACUUCAAAAAUUUUCGCUUUUUGAAAUGAAUCUAAAUAUUGAGAAAGUUAAAUUCAAAUUCUCAGAAAAGUUAAUUAUUAUGAAAGUUGAUGAUGAGCAUUAUAUUUAUUCCAAAAACGUAGAACUCAUAAAUUUUCCAAUUGGAAGGAUUGUAGAUUCUGAAUGUCAGGAAUUCGAAUUCGCCGGCAAUAAUGAUGAAUUCAUAAUUACUUUAUCAAAUAAUAAUGUCAUUAAUAUUUAUUUUUGGAAAUCAAACCUAAAAGGUUCCAUUACAUUAAUGGAAUUACUUAAUCUUGAUGUCAUUAUUCAUACUGAAUUUAAAGAUCAAAGGCUUUUUGUUGUGUCACUUGAAAAGCUUCAUUUUUUUAAUUUAACAAAGCAUGAUUGGAGAAAUUCCAUAUUUAAAGAUCAUAUGAAUGAUUUUAAUAAUGAUAAUUUAUUUAUGGAUAUUGAUCAAAAAUAUUCUUCAAUCCAAGAUAAAAUGAAGGCUACUGAUGAGUAUUUAGAAGAAAACAUUCCUAAAAAGUUUAAAAAGACUAAAAAGACUUUACCUUCAAGAAUUGAUAAAGAGAAUAGAAAUAGCUUCUUAAUAGCGUCUAUAUUUUUUGGUUGCUUCCAUCUUUUGUUUGAAGUUCGUCAAUUUUUAUGGAAUCCUUAUAGAUGGUUACUAAAUUUUUGGAAUAUAAUUGGCGCUUAUUUAUUACCUACGUAUACAUCAAUUCUUUGGUACAAAAAUGGAGAAAAUAAUACUUACUUAGUGUCAACUUCAUGUCUUAUACUUGAAAUGAAAUUUAUACUCUUCUUACGAGCAUUUGAACCAUUUGGGAUUUAUUUUGCCAUUAUGCUUGGUAACUCAAAUUAUGCUAACUCUCUUUUAGCAAUGAGUUUAUUCCUAACCGGAGAUGGAAGUUUAUUUAAUAAAUGGUCACCUAAAGAUAAUAAAAUUAUGAUUGCUUUAAUGCUUUUAUAUUCAUUUAUAAUUGUUGUGUUCCUGAUGAACUUGUUGAUUGGAUUAUUAAAUAUGGCAAUUGAAGCAGAUAAUGAUCGGGUAACUUAUUUAGCACAAAAGGCAGAGAUUCUUAAAGAAAUAGAGUUACUAUAUUUUCUUCCGAAUCAAAAACGAUGUUGGAAAUCAUUGUUUCCUGAAUUAAUGUAA
Messenger RNA from Funneliformis caledonium, 1743 nucleotides. NCBI's taxonomy places the organism in Eukaryota, Fungi, Glomeromycota, Glomeromycetes, Glomerales, Glomeraceae. The record is from the annotation of a GenBank genome assembly.